Molecule: messenger RNA, 2260 nt
Organism: Durio zibethinus
Lineage: Eukaryota; Viridiplantae; Streptophyta; Magnoliopsida; Malvales; Malvaceae
Product: E3 ubiquitin-protein ligase At4g11680-like
Source: RefSeq, a predicted model, not a curated record
UUCGGAAAGCAAGGGGGAAAUGUACAAGAAAACAAGCUGAAAAACGUCAAAAUAAGUAAUUUGAUUUUUCUUCUCGCUUUGUACUUUCCAAAAUCUUAAGUUGAACGAAGUCUUUUGGCCUUUUUUUUUUUUCUCUUUCACCAAGCAGUUGAUGGUCAAGUGGCAAAAACCAAAUAAAUACUGUAAGUUUUUUUUUUUUUAGUGAAAAAGAACUAAAAAAGAAAAAAGAAAGAAUUUAUAAACGUAAUUUUUUUUUUUCAAUCUUGGAGCAGAUUGAUUACCUUUUCUUCUGUAAUAUAAAAAAGUUUUUGGUUUUUUUAUUUUUAAGUUCUUAAUUCCCUGUUGCUUUUAAGUUAAAAAUUCUAGUACAUGUGAGCUGUUGCCUGUUGUUUGGAUGCUGAGGAAACUGGGAAAAGAGAAAGAUGAGUAUUUGAAUCAAUACGUGCAAAAAGUUUUGAACUUGAGCUCAUUCUUGAGUUAAAGUUUUGUUUUCUUGAGUCCCAGGGAAAUUGGAAACGUGUUUGGUUCCUGGGAAAAUUGAAGAAAGAGAACCCAAAAAACAUGCAUUCCUCUUUUUUUUUUUGUAACAAUAGUUAAAAUUCUCUAGUCUUUGUAGCAGUUUCGUCCAAGCUAAGGAUCAAACUAUUAUUUUACAUUUUAGUUACUGAGAAUUUCGAGGAAAGGUAGAAAAAGAUGUGUAAUUUGUCUUUUUUAUUUAAUAUUUUUUGCUGUGAAUAGAAAUUCUUGUUUGGGAGCAUAAGUUCUCUUCUUAUAGAAGUAUAUAUGCAACAGAACCGAGGACUGACUUUUGUUGGUUUCCUGAUGAUAUCAGAAGAAUCCAUUUGACAGAUGAUAAGAUCGGGGGAAAAAUAAGAAAAAUUGAUCAAAAGCUUUCACUUAUGUUGCUUCUCUUGUCCUACUUAAAAAACCAAGGAAAAAAAACCUUUAACAAAUGGAGCAGCCACCUGUGAUCCUCCAUGAAAAAAAUGAUCAUGUUCUUGAUGUUCCAAAUGAUGGUCAAUAUGGGAAUAAUGUUGUAUCAAGGAAUUCUCAAGAACCUGUGAUUCAGCCUACUGCUCCUGGUGGAUCAAGUCAUGGGAGUUCUAUAUCAUCUUUUUGCUUUUGGAUUUACGUUAGACUAGUUUUCAAUAUAAGUCAGAUUGUUGCAUCAAUAGCUGUUCUAAUAGUUUCAAGGAAUGAGAAGUCGCGAGCUCCAUUGUCCACUUGGAUUGCUGGUUAUGCAGCGGGGUGUGCUGCUAGUAUUCCCUUCCUUUUCCAGCAUUGUUUUCUUCCGUAUCCCAAGCUUAGCAGAUUAUUGGAGUGCUUUAAAUGGAUGCUAAAAGCAUACUUUUUAAUCUGGUUUCUUCUUGGCAAUUUUUGGCUAUUUAGAUACUCUUCUUCUGGGGCACCAAAUUUGCAUAGGUUAUGUGUAAUGUUUCUUGUCUUUAGCUAUCUUGAGUUUACUAUGCCCUUCAUCCUGUGUGCUGUUUUAGCAUGCUGCUGUGGGAACCUAGGUCUAAUUAAAGGAGCCACUUCAGAAUGCAUCAAUUCUCUGCCAACCUACACUUUCAAGUUACAGAAAGAUGGUAGUGGCAGCAUAAGGAAAAUCAAUUCAGACGUUAAAGGAGGGGUUGAUGCAGCAGGAGCAGAAAAGGACACUGCUAUUUCAGGGGAUGAUGCAGUUUGUUGCAUUUGUUUGGCAAGUUAUGCCGAUAAUGAUGUGCUGAAGGAGCUCCCUUGCUCUCAUUUCUUCCAUACCACCUGUAUAGAUAAAUGGCUAAAGAUGAACGCGCUCUGUCCGCUUUGCAAAUGCACAAUUUUGUCGAAGCAAUGAGGGAUUGCGUUUAUCUUAGUAGUCACCCUUCUAAGUGCAUUCCUCUCCCAGUCACCUUCUGCUACUUACACAGGUCAGCAAUUGUAGAAGACUAGCAAAAUGGGAAAGACAAAAAAAAAAAAAAAAUCUAAACUGCAAAGAUUGUACACACCGAUGACAAUAUCUAUCAUAUACUUAAAUACAGUCCUGUUGAUAUCAUCCGCUUUAUCUUUUUCAUUCACUUUUAAUAAACAUAAGAGUUAAACUUCCAGCCAGCUGCUUCUUACUUUUGUGAAGCUGAAUCCAAUGAUGUUCUUAUAAUAAGCUCAACUUUGUAUUUUUGUUUUUUCUUUUUAGUAAUUAAACUCCAUUAACAUUUAUUAGUCUGUCUUUUCCCUUGUAUCCAUCCUAAGAAUAACCUGGUUUAUGUAAAUUUAAUAUACAAAU